Messenger RNA from Manihot esculenta (cassava), 2143 nucleotides. RefSeq names its product F-box/kelch-repeat protein At5g60570. Lineage: Eukaryota; Viridiplantae; Streptophyta; Magnoliopsida; Malpighiales; Euphorbiaceae. The record is from RefSeq and is a predicted model, not a curated record. Gene Ontology annotation, molecular function: protein binding. Gene Ontology annotation, cellular component: nucleus. The transcript is spliced from 2 exons. The coding region runs from base 680 to 1810 and encodes 376 amino acids.
GUAUUUCAGUUUUAUAACGCACCCUCUUCUUUUUUAUCAGUUCAGCUUCAUUCUGAUACUCCCAGACAAAACUAUUUCAGAUACCUCUCUUUCUUCUGUACUUGCCGGACUCCGGCGACAUGUUCGACGGAACACUUUUCCCGGCAAAUUAUCCGGCGACCGAAAUCCGAGAUCCGGUCUACUUCUAAUUGUUUCCGUUUUCAGGUAAUACUUCUGUUUGGAUUGCUGAAACCAAUUGGAAAAUUUCCCGGAAAAUCUUGGUAAUUCGGUCACAUCGCUGGGAUUCUUUUUGCAUCGUUGUUGGUGAUUGUUUCCUAUAUACUUCUGACGUAAUUGCUUAAGUUUCGAAUUUCUGGUUCUUUUGCUAGAUUUUGAUAGAAAAAGGUUGCCUUGUCUUUUUAUUAUUUGCCUCAGAAAUUGGGCAGGAAGUGUGAAAUGAAAGUAUACGGUAUUGGUUUGUUCAAUUGAUGGAAAGGAUAAACAGAUGGAGAGUGAUUGUCUUCAAGGAUCGGAAUUUGUUUUCUGGGUAUUGGGAGCAUAAUCAAGAACAGUGGCAUAAGUGCAGUUGUUUGAUGAUUAAUCUGGAUUAUUUUCCUUCCAAGGAACUUGCCUGAUUUUUCUUGGAUGAUAUCAAAGAUUGAUUAAUUUUUCUAGAAAGAGCUUGUUUACAUUACAAUUGAUGGAUGAAGAAGAGGAAGUAAUGAGUCAUUCAAUAAUAAAUACAAGGGGAGGAGUAAAUGAUGGUCGCUUACGAUUAGGAUCAAGUGAUUCACUCCUUCCUGGUCUUAUUGAUGAUGUCGCAUUGAAUUGUCUGGCCUGGGCUUGUAGAUCAGACUAUGCCUCAUUAUCGUGUAUAAACAAGAGGUUUCAUAAGCUAAUUGAUAGUGGAUAUUUAUAUGGGCUAAGGAAGCAAUUGGGAAUUGUAGAGCAUUGGGUGUAUUUAGUUUGUGAUCCAAGGGGAUGGGAGGCAUUUGAUCCUGUGAGAAAGAAAUGGAUGGCUUUGCCUAAGAUACCUUGUGAUGAGUGUUUCAACUAUGCAGAUAAGGAGUCAUUGACUGUGGGUAGUGAAUUGCUUGUUUUUGGUCGUGAGCUGUUUGAUUUUGCUAUUUGGAAGUAUAAUCUGAUUCGUCGUGGUUGGGUCAAGUGUGAAGGGAUGAAUCGUCCCCGGUGUUUGUUUGGAUCAGGUAGCUUUGGUUCUGUUGCUGUUGUUGCAGGAGGGAGUGAUAAGAAUGGAAAUGUUUUGAAUUCAGCAGAGUUGUAUAACUCUUCAACUGGCAAAUGGGAAAUGCUACCAAACAUGCUUUCGCCACGUAGAUUGUGCUCUGGAUUUUUUAUGGAUGGCAAAUUCUAUGUGAUCGGUGGGAUGUCAAGUCCUACUGUUUCAUUGACUUGUGGCGAGGAGUAUGAUUUUGAGACAAGCAAAUGGAGGAUUAUUGAAGGGAUGUAUCCAAAUGUUAAUAGAGCUGCUCAGGCUCCUCCACUUGUUGCAGUUGUGGAUAAUCAGCUAUAUGCUGUUGAGUAUUUAACUAACAUGGUGAAAAAGUACGACAAGGUAAAAAACACCUGGGAUGUGUUGGGAAGGCUACCUGUGAGGGCUGAUUCUUCGAACGGUUGGGGCUUGGCUUUCAAGGCUUGCGGAGAGGAACUUUUGGUUGUGGGUGGGCAGAGGGGCCCUGAGGGUGAAGCUGUUGUGCUUAAUUCAUGGUGUCCAAAGUCUGGAGUCAAUAAUGGAACUUUGGAUUGGAAGAUUCUUGGUGUGAAGGAGCAUGUUGGCGUGUUUGUUUACAAUUGUGCUGUUAUGGGUUGUUGAGGAUUCUUUUAAUUUGACUCAACAGCAGGUGCAGGUUACUGCAAUCUGACCUGGCCUUUUAGGGUGCUUCUUGAACGUUUAUUUGAUUCGCUAGAAUUCAUUUGUCAGUGAGAUAGCGCUUCUCAAUAUGACAAUUUGGUUUCCUUCGGUAACACCCCUGUAUCGAAAUUUGUGUGUUUCACUUCAAGGUUCUGCAUUUAUUUGUUUUCAAGAUUACUGAGUAGUGUUUACUCAGGUAAUGCUCUAUUAUCUUCUUUUCAUUUUUUGUCUUCUCCUUGUUAAGUUCUAUUUCUGAUCAUAGCUAAUAAAUUGAAAUCCAGUAUCAUUUCCUGA